Entelurus aequoreus (snake pipefish) is the source of this 8238-nucleotide messenger RNA. RefSeq lists its product as uncharacterized. NCBI's taxonomy places the organism in Eukaryota, Metazoa, Chordata, Actinopteri, Syngnathiformes, Syngnathidae. The record is from RefSeq and is a predicted model, not a curated record. The coding region runs from base 160 to 1140 and encodes 326 amino acids. The transcript has 11 exons. Gene Ontology annotation, molecular function: RNA-DNA hybrid ribonuclease activity; nucleic acid binding.
UGGAUAGGACUAGAGGGGAGAAAGGAAAGAAGGGGAGCGGAGGACAUGAAGGAAAGUCGAGUGCUAAAAGAGCCCAUGAAGAAGAUGAAGAAGUAGAAAAAAGGAAAAAGACUGGAAGAUAAUUAUAGGAUUAUAUAUACAUUUAAAUCAAGUCAAGACAUGAAUGACAUAAGUUUAAUGACACUGGUUAAGGGGUUAAAGAAGGACAUCGGAGAGGUGGAGAUAGCGAAGGUGCUUAGGGACGGGCGACUUUUGAUUAAAUGCAAAAAUGGAGAGCAAAAAAGUAAAGCAAUGCGGUUGCAAAAACCGUGCAAUAAGAUAAUAAAGGAAAAAAUCGAAGUGGGAGAACGAAAGGGGGCAAGAGGAGUAGUGACAGGAAUUCCAAGAGGUGAAAAUUUAGAAGAAUUGAAAAGACAAAUAAAAGGGGGAACUGUCAAGAUGUUGACAAGAAUGAUGGCAUAUAGAAAUGGAGAAAAGAUGGAGAGCGAAUCUGUAUUAGUACAGUUUGUCGAGGAAGUCCUCCCGCAGAGAAUCAUGAUUGGGUUUUUAAGCUUUUAUGUUAGAGCUUACGUUCCACCCCCAGUACGCUGCUUCAAGUGCCAACGCUAUGGGCACAUAGCCAGUGUGUGUCAUGCUAAGUUGAGAUGUGGAAUGUGUGGAGGGGAGCAUGAAUAUGGACAAUGUGGAGAUAAUGAUCUGGUCAAAUGUUGUAACUGUGGCGGGAAUCACACAGCAGCGUAUGGGGGAUGUGUCAUUAGGAAACAGGCAACAGAAGUACAGCAAAUCAGAGUAGAAAGAAAUAUUACAUACGCAGAGGCAGUUAAAGUAAGAAAUCAAGAAAGUGCAGAACAAGAUAGAAGUGAGAAUAGUUCAGAACGAGACAGAAGUGGCAAUAGUUCAAGUAAUAAAAAACAAGAGGCAACAAAUACAGGACUUUCUAUGGACAAGCUAGUUGUGUUCCUGGCAUAUGUCAUAAACUGUACAGAACAGGCAAGAAAUAAAACUGAGAAGAUCAAAAUAAUUGUCAAAGAAGCAGCAAAGUUCUUCAAUUUAAAAGAACUAUCUUGGGAACAGGUACAAGGUGAACUACAGAGAGUAGACAAGACAGAGUCACGUUACCACAAUCUAACGCCAUGUUAAUUAUUCAGUGGAAUGCCAGAAGUUUAGUAGCAAACGGACAGGAACUAAAGGGAUGUAUUAAUAAUAUGAAAAAUAAGCCACAUAUAAUAUGUAUUCAAGAAACCUGGCUGAAGCCAAAAUUUAGCUUUAUAAUAAAAGGAUACGUAACAAUACGUAAAGAUAGGAAUGAUGGGCAAGGAGGAGGAUGUGCCAUAUUUAUUAAAGAAGACAUGCAUUAUACAAUAUUAAAAGAAAAACAAGAACUAGAAAUAGUAGGGGUAGAAGUAUGGAAUAAUAAAGAAAGAUACAAAGUGCUAAACUUCUAUAAUCCGUGCAAGAAAUUACAAAUUCAUCAACUAGAAAAAAUAGUCGAGCACUGGAGUGGCAAUAUCAUUUGGUGUGGUGACUUUAAUGCACAUAGCACAAUGUGGGGUGAAAGGGAUGACUGGAAUGGGGAAACAGUGGAAGCAUUUUUGGAGGAAAAAGAACUGGUGUGUGUGAAUGAUGGGUCGGGAACAAGAUUAGAUGUAGUUACGGGUAAAGAAACAGCAAUAGAUUUAACACUGGUGUCACAAGGGUUAGCAGGAAAGGUAGAGUGGGAAGUAAAUAAAGACAGCACUAUAGGAAGUGAUCACUACCCAAUCUUCAUUCACAUAAACAUAAACCAAAGGACAGAAAGCACUAAAAAAGAAGGAAGAUGGAAGUAUAAUCACGGUGAUUGGGGACAAUUUAGGGAAAGUACCGACAUGACAUUAAAGGAAGUGGAUAUAAAUCAAGAUAUUGAACAACUGAAUACAGAUAUUACAAAGUGCAUAAUAGAAGCAGCCAAAAAGAGCAUACCAAGGAGUAGUAUAGGGAAAAGAAGGAAGAUAGUGCCGUGGUGGACACAAGCGUGCACAGACACAAUAAAAGAACGGAAUAGAGCAUUUAGAAUAUUGAGAAGAACACAUAAUUUCCAAGAUAUGAUCCAAUAUAAAAGGCACCAAGCUAAAGUAAGGUACGUUAUUAAAAAGACAAAAAAACACUAUUGGAGAACGUUUUGUGAAUCAUUAAAUAGAACUACUCCUUUAGGCCAAGUGUGGGGAAUGAUCAAGAAAAUGUCAGGGAUCAGAAGUGAACAUAAAAAUCAUGUGAUGAAAGAUGGGACACAGUGUGUGGUAGAAAAUAAAGAAAAAGCAGAACUUUUAGCAAAUACAUUUGUUAAAGUGCACAGUAAUGAUAAUUUGAGAAAUGUAGAAAAACAAAAGAGAGAAGAAACAAUUAGUUUAAAUAUUGGGGAAAUGGUGGAAGACAAUGAUAAUAGUUUAACCAACACUAUAGAUCUGACAUUUUCUUUGAAUGAAAUGGUUCGAAUAUUGAAAAAGGUUAAAAAUACAACACCAGGAAAAGACCAGGUGAGUUAUCAGAUGAUCAAAAACUUAAGCAGCAUUGGCAAAGAAGUGGUCUUGAAAUUAUAUAAUAGGAUAUAUGAAGAAGGGAAAUUACCAGCAGAGUGGAAAGAAGCUGUAAUAAUUCCGAUAUGCAAACCAGGGAAAGACCCGGAAGAGGCAGGUAAUUAUAGGCCGAUAGCAUUGACCUCAAAUUUGGGUAAAGUAAUGGAAAAAAUGAUUAAUGAAAGACUAGUAUAUUAUUUACAGUCAAAAGAAAUAAUAAAAAACUACCAAAGUGGAUUUCGCAAAGCAAGAAACACAAACGACCCAGCAGUGCAGCUGGAAGAGGAAAUUAGAAAGGGACAAAUAAAUAAAUAAAGUAUAAUUGCAGUAUUUUUUGAUAUAGAGAAAGCUUAUGAUAUGUUGUGGAAACAGGGGUUGCUGAUAAAACUAAAUAUAAUUGGGAUUAGAGGGAAAAUGUAUAGAUGGAUAAAAGACUUCUUAACAAGUAGAAAAAUAUUAGUAAAAAUAGAGAAUGAAUACAGCAGAGAAGUGGAAAAUGGGGCCCCGCAAGGGAGUAUAAUAAGUCCAGUAUUAUUUUCAAUAAUGAUAAAUGAAGUUUUUAGUGAAGUGGAAGGAUUAGUGGAUGUGGCACUGUUUGCUGACAAUGGAGUGAUGUGGAAGAGAGGUAGAAAUACUAAUCAUAUAGAAAAGAAGAUUCAAAAAGCGGUAAAUAAAGUUCAAGAAUGGGGAACGGCGUGGGGUUUAAGAUUCUCUGUUGGAAAGACAAAAGUCAUACAUUUUACAAAGAGGAAAGUACAAAACAAGAUCCAAAUUAAACUCUAUGGAGAAAAUAUAGAAGAGGUACAAGCAUUUAAAUAUUUGGGUAUAUGGUUUGAUAAAAAUAUUAACUGGUCAACCCACAUCAGCAAAAUAGUGGAGAAAAUUAAAAAGGUGUUAAAUAUAAUGAGGGCUUUGAGGGGUAAAGACUGGGGGGCUGAUAGGCAGACAUUGAAAGCAAUAUACAUCAGUUUAAUACGAUCUGUUAUUGAUUAUGGAUGCAUUAUUUAUCAAUCUGCUGCAAAAACAUUACUUGGGAAAAUAGACAGGAUCCAAUCACAGGCUUUAAGAUUAUGUUGUGGAGCUACUAAAUCAACCCCAGUUGCAGCAUUACAAGUAGAGAUGAAUGAAAAACCUCUAGAUAUGAGGAGAGAUCAACUGUCAGUAGUUUAUUGGGCAAACUUAAAAGGGUCCAAGCAAGGACAUCCAACCCAUCAAGUACUAUUAAACUGCCAAGAAAAAGAGAAGAAAAAAAUUAAUUGUUUUGGGUGGAUAAUAGGAGACAGAUGUAAUAAAGUUCAAAUUGAUAAUAUUAAAGUUAGCCCUACAGUACCAAUCCCCGCAAUACCACCGUGGAUGUAUGAAAACCCAAAUGUAAACAUGCAAUUACUAAAGAAUAGAAAUUUAAAUAGUUACCCGAUAGAACAAUGGAUUGAGGAAACGUUUUUAGACAACAUCAUGGUGUACACAGAUGCAUCAAAAACUAUAAAUAAUAAGGUAGGAGCAGCAGCUGUUAUUCCACAAGGAAACAUAGUAUUAAAUAAAAUAAUUUGUGAUAAAUUAUCUGUUUUUACGGGAGAAUUGGUAGCAAUUUAUAUGGCAAUUAAUUGGAUAGAAGAAAAUAAAGCAAGAAAAGCAGUCGUGUGCUCGGACUCCAGCAGUGCAUUGACUAGCAUAAAAAACAUAGCGUCAGAAACAAGACAAGAUUUAGUUUAUGAAAUAGUUCAGGCAGUCUACAGAAUAAAUAAAGCGGGAGGUGUGGUAACAUUUCUUUGGGCUCCUGCUCAUGUAGGAGUUGAGGGGAACGAAUUAGCUGAUAAGUACGCAAAACAAGCAACCACUAAAACAGAAGUAAACAUGGAGAUUAAGCACAGUAAAGAAGAAGUGAAGAACAUCAUUAAGAUAGAACACAAUAAAAAGUGGCAGGAUAAUUGGAAUAAGGAAACAAAAGGUAGAGAGUAUUACAAAGUCCAGAGGAGAGUAGGUGUAAUGAGAGGAGGAGGCAAUAGAAAUAGGAAGGAAGAAGACAUUAUUACUAGAAUGAGAUUAGGACAUACAUAUCUAAAUAGUUCAUUGAAAUUGAUGGGGAAACAUGCUACAGAACUGUGCGAUUCUUGCCAACAGAUAGAAAAUGUAAGACAUGUUUUAAUACAUUGUAGAAAAUAUAAUAGAGAAAGGGAAAUACUGGGAAAUAAGUUGGCGAAAGAGAAUACUAGGUUAGCAGUGGAAGAUAUAUUAGGAUUGCACUCAGAACACACAGGUUAUAAAGCAAUACACACAUUUUUUAAAAACACUGGGUUAAAUAAAAGAAUUUAGAGUAGGAAUCCACCUCGAUCCACACUCCAUUACAGUAGGUGGCGGUAAUGCUCACCACAAGGUUGCUUGCCAACCGCCAUAAAAUCACAAGAAGAAGAAGAAGAAGAAGAUGGCAUGCGGUGUGUCGUUAGAGUCAACUUUGCAAUUAACCUUUUGUCUUUACAUUUCAUCUGUAUUCUACUUCAUGUAUUUUUUAAAUAUAGUAUAUUUAGAAUGUGCCGCAGGUUGUUAAAAAUAGCUGCUGACACUUUGUAUUAUAAAGGUGGACGAUACUGCAAAUUCCGAUACCAACUAAAUACAGUACUGUACAAGGCCAGUAUUGCCGUGGAAACACCAAUACCGAUCUAUUUUUGCAUGCAAAUUAAGUUUAGAAUGAUUUUGCCUUCAAUUUGUUGAUCGUGAGUAUGAUAAAAAUAAAACAAUAUUAUGUCAACGUGCUUAUUUAAAUACGAUACUACAAGCCAUGUAACGAUAUCCACAAACUAUUCACUUUACAUUAUUUUAUUGUAUACAAUUGUUUGAGCAGAAUAAAGUCAAUGUUGCAAAAUAAGUAGCUUACAACUAAAUCAAAAGAUGUUUUGAUUGACCCGAUACCGAUACUACCUCCGUAUCGAUAUUUGGAUGUGCUGUCACGCCAAUUUUCUUCCCAUUACAAAAACCUUCCUAGCCCCCAUUUACUUCCGGGGUCAUUUUCGCUUACGUCAUUUCCUCUUACGUACGUCAUUUCCUCUUACUGCCCGUCGCUGGUUUUUUUUUAUUUUAUAAUAUAGUAAUUUCCUCUUACGUCAUUGACAGCGAUCGAUAGAAUCGAUAGAAUCCAAAUAUCCUGAAAAUGGUGGUGUCACUGAAUGAUAUUUGUCUUUAUCUUUCCCAGGGGCCUUAUGUCAAACAUCAGCAGGCUUCGAAACAUUUCAAGCGGAGUGUUAGGGCCGCUGCUGGGAACUUCUGUCUUCGUGGUAACGUGCAAUAAAUAUUAAUUAAUAUACAAUACUGUUAAAUGUCUGUACUACUUUAAAUCAACAUUAUUGUUGAAACCAUUUCACUAAUAUUAAUUAAUAUAUAAUAAUGUUAAAUGUCUGUACUUUAAAUCAACAUUAUUGUUGAAACCAUUUCACUAAUAUUAAUUAAUAUAUAAUAAUGUUAAAUGUCUGUCUUCCUUUUUUUCUCUUUCUAUCCCCUCCUGCUCCGGCCCGGCUGCACCAAAUUAUAAUAUAAAUACAUUUAAUAAAGUCAAAAUACAAAUAAGGCAACAAGAGAAGUAUCCUACACUUCUCUUUUGUAAAGUAAAUCUGAACAGCCGAUAUGGGCAUCUACAUCUACUAUAUGAUUUGCCUGAGAAGCUGGGCAGGACAUUAUAAAAAAAUAAAAUAAAAAAAAAUGUCUGUACUACUUUAAAUCAACAUUAUUGUUGAAACCAUUUCACUAAUAUUAAUUAAUAUAUAAUACUGUUAAAUGUCUGUACUUUAAAUCAACAUUAUUGUUGAAACCAUUUCACUACAAUAUUGUGUGUGCUGCUGUCCUGUGUAGAAGAGGUCCUGUACCAUGGGAACAGAAGGGUCAUUUGGACAGAGGAGUAGAAAGUGGCUGUGUUAACCAAAGCCCAUGCAUGCAGGCCAUUUUGGACCACGGAGGAUGCAAGCGAAGAUUGCUCCCCGGUUUUAUUGGCGGUCCAUCACAAAGGACACAUUGGAUUGGGUGCGCACAUGUCCUGACUGCCAGCGCUUUGAAAAAUUAAAGACCGAGGCGCCUGAGCUGAAGCCCAUCAAGGUCGUAUCACCUUGGUACAUGGUUGGUGUGGACCUCUUUGGACCUGUGAAAAAGUCAUCUAAGGGGAACAGAUAUUGUCUCACUUUGACCGAUUAUUUCACCAAGUGGGUUGAAGCAAGAACAUUCCCAAAAAAGACAGCAGCCAAUGUGAAGGAGGUAUUCUUUAUAUUUUGGUGUUUCACUUACCCAUGGCCAUAAUCAGAAAGGGAAAAAGCCACUAAAGUGCAUAAUUUAUUUCACCAAGUGGGUUGAAGCAAGAACAUUCCCAAAAAAGACAGCAGCCAAUGUGAAGGAGGUAUUCUUUAUAUUUUGGUGUUUCACUUACCCAUGGCCAUAAUCAGAAAGGGAAAAAGCCACUAAAGCCUUGAGGGACAUUUUCUUUACUCAUGGUUUGCCUGAAGUUAUCCUCACUGACCAGGGCACUGAAUUCAAGAAAGAGAGUUACGGAGGUUCUUCCAAACAAUAUGGUUAGGCUGGAGACCCUGGAUGGAAAGCCCAAGCAUAUGAUGACCCCGUAUGCAUCACUGAAACCUCUGCGCUCGAGGACUCACCCUGGCUGGCCAAAGGAUUCCCCUUCAGCCCCUGUGCUUCCAGGAGAUGCUGAAAUGCUGACUUCAUCAUCGGAGGAGGAAACUGAGUGUCAUUGUUUCUCGGACCAUACAUAUGCUGGCCCCACAUCACCCUGGAAAAAGGAGCUGCACCCCGACCAGAAACAACUGGAGCAUUGCACAGCACAUCGUCCCAGGAAGCUGGAGUGAGCUCACUGGAAAAGACAUGCAGGAGAUCCCACGCCAGACAUUGGGGAAUGACUGUGGUGUUUUCAUGCUCAUGUACUCCCUCUGGCUCUGUACGGACACUACUUUUCACUACAGUGUGCUGGACAUGCAGUCAAUCCGGCAUUGGUGAUGUGUCCUUCUAAUGGAGCGCUUUGGCAUUGAAGGGUAGGAGAACUUCUUGAAAUACCUGAUGUAUUGUUUAUCAUGAUUAGUAACUGCCUGUGAUGAGGUGGCGACUUGUCCAGGGUGUACCCUGCCUUCCGCCCGAAUGCAGCUGAGAUAGGCUACAGCGACCCCCCGCGACCCCAAAAAGGGACAAGCGGUAGAAAAUGGAUGGAUGGAUGGAUUAGUAACUGUAAUCUGAAGAGCUUUUCUUCAAUUUCCCCAAAGGCACGGCCAGAGGUUCUGUUAUUGGACAGACAAGGCGAGCGGCCUAUUGCAGGGCAUUCUUUAGCCAGUCUUUAGGGUAUCUAGAACUCAGUCCAGGCCAUCGACUGCGUCAUCAAAGAAUAUCUGAAUACAGUACUGGUAUGCCAUGACACAAAAGUGAAUAAAUUGUAUCAUACCUAUGUUGCUCCAUUAAAAAAAAUGAUUGGAGAAAUAUGUAAGCUGGGGGGAAAAAUAACUGGUUCAAAAAUAAUAAUCUAAUAACCUUUAUUGGUUUGUACCUUGAUGUGGUUUAAGACCUGUUCACUAUAACAUGUCUACUUCUGAGGUGACCACCACUUGUGAUUAUAAUUGACGCUUUGUCCUUUAUCUGUGUUCCCCAUUCUGCAGCUCGUGCAAUGUUUGGAACAAAACAUUUGUAAACAAUAAAAAAUCAUUUUACG